Messenger RNA from Humulus lupulus (European hop), 3341 nucleotides. Its product is annotated as eukaryotic translation initiation factor 3 subunit A. NCBI's taxonomy places the organism in Eukaryota, Viridiplantae, Streptophyta, Magnoliopsida, Rosales, Cannabaceae. The transcript has 13 exons. Gene Ontology annotation, cellular component: multi-eIF complex; eukaryotic translation initiation factor 3 complex, eIF3m; eukaryotic translation initiation factor 3 complex, eIF3e. Gene Ontology annotation, biological process: translation reinitiation; formation of cytoplasmic translation initiation complex. Gene Ontology annotation, molecular function: mRNA binding; translation initiation factor activity. Bases 104 to 3055 code for a protein of 983 amino acids. The record is from RefSeq and is a predicted model, not a curated record.
CAUAAAACCCUAAAAAUAGUGUUUUCUUUCUCUAUCCUCUCGUCUCGUUGUCCUCUCCUUCCUCUUGUUGUCGAAGAUCUGAAGAAACUUUGGAUUUUCGGUUAUGGCGUCCUAUGCCAAACCCGAGAACGCUCUGAAGCGCGCCGAAGAGUUGAUUAAUGUUGGGCAAAAGCAAGAUGCACUGCAAGCGUUGCACGAUCUAAUUACAUCGAAGAAGCAUCGCGCAUGGCAGAAGCCAUUGGAGAGGAUUAUGUUCAAGUAUGUAGAGCUUUGUGUGGACUUACGGCGUGGUCGAUUCGCUAAGGACGGUUUGAUUCAGUACCGUAUCAUAUGCCAACAAGUGAAUGUCUCUUCCUUGGAAGAGGUUAUCAAGCACUUUAUGCAUCUCUCUACUGAAAAAGCUGAGCAGGCUCGUAGCCAGGCCCAAGCAUUGGAAGAAGCACUCGAUGUCGAUGAUCUUGAAGCCGAUAAGAGGCCUGAAGAUCUUAUGCUCAGUUAUGUUAGUGGAGAGAAGGGCAAGGAUAGAUCGGAUCGUGAGCUUGUUACGCCAUGGUUCAAGUUUUUGUGGGAGACCUAUAGAACAGUGCUGGAAAUUUUAAGGAACAACUCGAAGUUGGAGGCACUCUAUGCGAUGACAGCACACCGAGCUUUCCAGUUCUGCAAGCAAUACAAACGAACAACUGAGUUUCGCAGAUUGUGUGAAAUUAUUAGGAACCAUUUAGCUAAUUUGAACAAAUACAGAGACCAAAGAGACCGACCUGAUCUGACAUUACCAGAAAGCUUGCAACUGUAUCUCGAUACAAGAUUUGAGCAGCUAAAGAUUGCCACUGAACUCGAGCUCUGGCAGGAAGCUUUUCGCUCUGUUGAAGACAUUCAUGGAUUGAUGUGUUUGGUCAAGAAAACUCCCAAAGCAUCAUUGAUGGUGGUUUACUAUGCCAAGCUAUCUGAAAUUUUUUGGAUAUCUUCUAGCCAUCUAUAUCAUGCUUAUGCAUGGGUCAAGCUUUUCAAUCUCCAGAAGAGUUUUAAUAAGAACUUAAACCAGAAGGAUCUGCAGUUAAUUGCAUCAUCAGUUGUUCUGGCUGCACUUUCCGUUCCUCCAUAUGAUCGAAGGCGUGGUGCAUCUCAUAUGGAGCUUGAAAAUGAGAAAGAGCGCAACUUCAGGAUGGCAAAUCUCAUAGGGUUUAAUCUUGAGCCUAAAUUUGAGAGAGGAGAAGUGCUUUCACGGGCAUCCCUUCUAUCAGAACUGGUUUCAAAAGGGGUACUAAGCUGUGCAACCCAGGAAGUAAAAGAUCUUUACAAACUGCUGGAGCAUGACUUUCUACCUUUAGAUCUUGCCUUGAAGGUACAGCCCUUGCUGACAAAAAUUUCAAAAGUUGGGGGUAAGCUGUCUUCUGCUUCUUCUGUACCAGAAGUUCAACUAUCUCAAUAUGUUCCUUCUCUGGAGAAGCUUGCCGCUCUGAGGUUGCUUCAGCAGGUUUCUCAGGUUUAUCAGACAAUGAAAAUUGAAUGUCUAUCACAAAUGAUCCCAUUCUAUGAUUUUUCUGUUGUUGAGAAGAUUUCUGUGGAUGCCGUUAAGCACAAUUUUGUUGCAAUGAAGGUUGAUCAUAUGAAGGGUGUUGUACUCUUUGGUAGCCUUGGUAUCGAGUCAGAUGCUCUUCGUGAUCACUUGACCAUUCUUGCUGAAAAUUUAAAUAAAGCAAGAGCCUUGAUAUAUCCUCCUGCUAAGAGAGCAUCUAAAUUGGGUGAAGUGCUUCCUUCUUUAGCGGAUGUUGUGGAUAAAGAACAUAAAAGGCUUCUUGCUAGGAAAUCAAUUAUUGAGAAGAGGAAGGAAGAACAGGAACGUCAACUUUUGGAAAUGGAACGUGUUGAAGAAUCAAAGAGGCUUAUAGAGCAGAAGAAAACUGAAGAGGCAGAGAAGAAGAGGCUUGCGGAUGAGAUUGAACAACGAAAGCUUUUUAGAAUUCGCAAGGAAAUAGAAGAGAAGGAGCAAGAAGAAGCUCAGGUUCUACUUCAGGAGACAUUACCUGGCAAGAAGUGGGCCAAAAAAAUUCUUGAAGGAGAUGAAAAGAUUUCAAAGCAAAAGUUGAUGGAGCUGGCACUGACUGAACAACUCAGAGAGAGGCAAGAAAUGGAGAAGAAACUGCAAAAACUGGCAAAAACAAUGGAUUAUUUGGAAAGAGCUAAAAGGGAGGAAUCUGCCCCCUUGAUUGAAGCUGCUUUUCAGCAACGAUUGGUGGAAGAGAGGAUACUUCACGAACGUGAACAAGAGCGGGAGAUUGUGGAAAGCAAACAACGUCAUCAAGGGGACCUUAAGGAGAAGAAUAGACUGUCACGCAUAUUGGAUUACAAGGUGAUUUUUCAAGAACGGGUGAUGAGUCGCAGGCAAGAAGAGUUUGACAGAAGAAGAGUUGAACGAGAGGAGCAAAUCAGUCAAAUGAUUCAGGCUCGGAAACAGGAAAGAGAGGUUUUAAGAAAGAAAGUAUUUUAUGUGAGGUCUGAGGAAGAAAGACUGAGAAAGCUUCGUGAAGAAGAGGAAGCUCGCAAGCGUGAAGAGGCUGAUAGGCGCAAGAAAGAAGAAGCUGAACGCAAAGCAAAAUUGGAUGAGAUUGCUGAAAAGCAGCGCCAAAGAGAACGGGAACUAGAAGAGAAGGAAAGGCUAAGGAAAGAAGCUUUGUUGGGGAGAUCGACUGAUGGGCUUUCGAAGCCUCCCGAGCCUCUUGCUGCUACCCGUCCGAGCGAGACUACAGCUGCUCCUGCUAUUGCAGUUGCUGCUGCUAAUGGUGCUGGCACAGCUGCACCUGCCGCACCACCACAAACUGGUGGAAGGUAUGUGCCUCCUAAGCUGCGGAGGCAGGGCGCUGAAGGAUCUGGACAGGCCCCUCCAGAAACUGAUCGUUGGGGUAGCCGGCAGGAUGAUCGUGAUCGGCCAUCACAGCCACCUGGUGACAGGUGGCGUAGUGGUGGUGGUAGCGAUGACCGAAGACCUUCAUUUGGUGGCCCGAGAUCCACUUCUACUUGGUCAUCAUCUAGGUCUUCUCGUGGGUCGGAACGUUGAGCACCUGAAAGUUUGGUGUUGUAUUUGCUUGAAGGUGGGCCAAUUUUGAUUGAUCAUAUGCUUUUGGACGUUCUGGUGGACCCAAGAUAAUAACCGAGUAUUUAAGACCUGUUAAAAUCUUUUUUUGUUCUUCUCUUCCUUUAUGUUUCCAUGAUUUUCUUUGCCAUCAUGCAAGUACUACUACUACUCAUCAUGAUAUUGGAAGCUCUCGUUGUAAUCUUUGAGGAGUUAACCGAGUUUUUAUUAAUUUAUUUGUUCUUAAUAACUAAGGAUAUUGUUUUCUUUA